Molecule: messenger RNA, 558 nt
Organism: Nicotiana tabacum (common tobacco)
Lineage: Eukaryota; Viridiplantae; Streptophyta; Magnoliopsida; Solanales; Solanaceae
Source: RefSeq, a predicted model, not a curated record
CCUAUGCAUGGAAAUACCAUUAAAGCACCUUGUGGUCUGAAAACUCGACCUUUUGAUGCCAUCAGGGCUGAAGUGAGAGCAUUCUUUGACGUGCAUGAGCAAGAAGGAAGCCAUCCAGGAGGAGUUCACCUAGAGAUGACCGGCCAAAAUGUAACAGAGUGCAUUGGUGGAUCAAGGACCGUGACUUUCGAUGAUCUGAGCUCACGCUAUCACACCCACUGCGAUCCUAGACUCAAUGCAUCUCAAUCCCUUGAACUCGCCUUUAUUAUCGCUGAACGCCUCAGAAAGAGGAGGCUUGGAUCUCAAAGCUCAUUAAGUUACUAAAUAUGUAGAAUGCUUAAGUUGCUAUGUUGACAAAAUUUCUUCUUUUACUUAAAUUAUGAAUCGCUGUACUAAUAUUUUUUCUUUUAAAUCUUGAGGAUAUGUUACAUUUACCUUGUGUUCAUACUGGAAGAGUGAAAAUGUAUGAGAGCUUGAUGUAUCAAAACAAAGUGUAUUAGAGUUUGAUGAAUGCUGAGACUAAGCAAUAAAGCAAAGAAGUUUCUCUUUUUCUUUUAA